AUGUUUUCGCGAGGUGAUCGAGAGAUAGACGAUUUAACUGGUAAUAUGAGUCAUUUGGCUUUCCAUGAUCUAAAUAUUUCCAAACCUAUUCCCUCAAAGAUGCAGUAUAGGCCUGCUAAAAGCGACGAAAGUGAAAGAGCAUCUCCUUCACAUGAGUCAUGUAAUUUAAAUGAUCAAGAUACCUUGAAAAACCGCCUCUCUUUGAGUCAUUCACCGAAAAAGCUGCCCAAGAAUUUCCACGAACGUGCCUCCCAAAGUCAGACUCAGAGAGUCGUUAAUGUGUGCCAACUUUACUUCCUUGACUAUUAUUGUGAUAUGUUUGAUUAUGUAAUCAGCAGAAGACAACGUACGAAACAGGUACUAAAAUAUCUCGAACAACAGAGAAGUGUCAAAAAUGUCCCUAAUAAGCCCUUAAAUGAAGAAUGGACUUUAUAUUUACAGAAAGAACAUGAGGUUUUAAGGAAAAGAAGAUUGAAACCUAAACAUAAAGACUUCCAGAUACUAACACAAGUUGGGCAGGGUGGGUACGGUCAAGUCUACCUUGCAAAAAAAAAAGACAGCAAUGAAAUUUGUGCUUUGAAAAUAUUGAACAAAAACCUUCUAUUUAAGUUAAACGAAACAAACCAUGUUCUUACCGAAAGGGAUAUACUGACCACAACCAGAUCAGAUUGGCUUGUGAAGCUGCUUUAUGCUUUUCAGGAUUCAGAAAGCCUGUAUCUAGCAAUGGAAUUCGUUCCUGGUGGUGAUUUCCGAACUUUGCUAAUUAAUACAAGGAUUCUGAAGAGCGGUCACGCGAGAUUCUAUAUUAGCGAGAUGUUUUGCGCCGUUAACGCAUUACAUGAACUUGGCUACACUCAUCGAGAUCUAAAACCGGAAAAUUUUUUGAUUGAUGCCACAGGGCAUAUAAAACUGACGGAUUUUGGACUAGCCGCUGGAACGGUAUCAAAUGAAAGAAUUGAAAGUAUGAAAAUACGUUUGGAAGAAGUGAAGAAUUUAGAAUUUCCCGCCUUCACAGAAAGAUCCAUUGAGGACAGAAGAAAAAUAUACCACAGAACGAGAAAGACAGAAAUCAACUAUGCUAACUCUAUGGUUGGUUCUCCUGAUUAUAUGGCCCUAGAAGUUCUUGAAGGUAAAAGAUACGAUUUUACAGUGGACUAUUGGUCAUUAGGCUGUAUGCUUUUUGAGAGUUUGGUUGGAUAUACACCAUUUAGUGGUUCUUCUACAAAUGAAACUUACGAGAAUUUAAGAUACUGGAAGAAAACCUUAAGAAGACCCCGUACUGAGGAUGGAAGAGCAGCGUUCUCGGAUAGAACCUGGGACUUAAUCAUAAGAUUAAUAGCAGAUCCUAUCAACAGAGUACGAUCUUUUGAACAGGUUCGAAAAAUGCCUUACUUCACAGAAAUCAAUUUUCAAACUAUAAGAAGAGGUUCACCGCCCUUUAUUCCCCAAUUAGAUGAUGAAACAGAUGCAGGCUAUUUUGAUGAUUUUACUAAUGAAGAAGAUAUGGCGAAGUACGCGGACGUCUUCAAAAGACAGAAUAAAUUAUCUGCCAUGGUUGAUGAUUCUGCAGUAGAUUCUAAAUUAGUUGGUUUCACAUUUAGGCAUAGGAAUGGUAAACAAGGUUCAAGUGGGGUGCUCUACAAUGGCUCGGAACAUUCAGAUCCUUUCUCAACCUUUUAUUAG
Messenger RNA from Saccharomyces kudriavzevii IFO 1802, 1683 nucleotides. RefSeq names its product serine/threonine-protein kinase DBF20 (gene DBF20). The transcript has a single exon. Gene Ontology annotation, biological process: peptidyl-serine phosphorylation; intracellular signal transduction. The record is from RefSeq and is a predicted model, not a curated record. Gene Ontology annotation, cellular component: spindle pole body. Bases 1 to 1683 code for a protein of 560 amino acids. Gene Ontology annotation, molecular function: ATP binding; protein serine/threonine kinase activity. Lineage: Eukaryota; Fungi; Ascomycota; Saccharomycetes; Saccharomycetales; Saccharomycetaceae.